Molecule: messenger RNA, 4584 nt
Organism: Rhea pennata
Lineage: Eukaryota; Metazoa; Chordata; Aves; Rheiformes; Rheidae
Gene: NCKIPSD
Product: NCK interacting protein with SH3 domain
Exons: 15
Coding region: 1028-3070 (680 amino acids)
Biological process (GO): endocytosis
Molecular function (GO): protein binding; Arp2/3 complex binding
Source: RefSeq, a predicted model, not a curated record
UCUAAGACGUGUGUGUGCGUAUAUAUAGAAUUUUUUUAUUUAUAUAUGUAAGUGGAAACAUAUGUUUCCCCCACACAAAUGCGGUGAUUGUUCCUUGGUCGUGUCUCAUGUUGACUUGUCUUGACAAUUGUGUGCCAAGAGGCAGUUAAGCAGGCAGAGCCUAAAGAGAGCAGGAGCGCCGGUGUCUGGCAGCAAUUCACCGCAGACAAACCGAUACGAAGAGAAGCUCCCUGGAGCACCGAGAGCAGUGGGAAUUAAGGCAUCAGGGAAUGGCAAGAUACGGCACGGAGCUGCAGCGAAGAAAUCGGUGGCUGAUUUUGAUGAGCCACGUUGGAUCAUUGUGGCUGGUAAACAGGGUCUGAGCAUGGUUGGAGAGACUCUGGAUGAAGUGUUUCCACCUUUGGAAGUAGAAAUGUGCGGUGUGCAGGGGAGCCCAACGCUGUGCAUCCUACAAACCCGGAAUACGAGGUGGCCCUCUCUGCUGAAGAUCCUGCCGGCUGAGCAGAUCAGACGAGCCAGGGGAAAGGAUAGAUUUAUGAGUAACACGAGCAGUGUAAUAAAGUGCAAGUGGCAAGCUCCUGCUGCUUUUUCUGUUGAAGUCCUUCUGACAGCCGUGUUAAUAAUACACGAUUGGAUAGAAAAAACAAAGGCGCUGCACAGCAGCAAAAAGCCAGUUAUUACAGGGCUGCUACAUUCGUGUAAAAAUGGUGUGUUUUAGCAGAUAAGAAGCACUGUCUCUGUGCCAGAUAGCAUCACACACAGUGAAGAGCGGCUUCAGCCUGUGGCUUUCUGGUGGUUUGGGGACAACUUUGAAGGACUCUGUGGAAGAGGGCAGGAGAGCAGAGCUGUCCAGCGCUCCGUACUGUGACCCCCUCCGGGAAGAUCAAAGUGAAGAAGGUUGCACACAGCGUGGGUAAAAGCCUCGCAGACUGGAGAGGGCGCGAGAAAGCGGCCCGGAGGGGUGCUGGAGCAAGAUGUGGUUCUCCAGUCCAUUGACCGUGCCAUUGAGGCUGUGCACAACGCGGCCAUGAAGAAUGGGGGCAAGUACAACCUGGAGCAGAGAGACGUCCUGCAAAAACUGAUCCAUCACCGGAAGGAGACCGUGUCCCGCAAAGGUCACUCGCCAGCCCCUCAGGGGAUGGUUAUGACCCAAUCCUCCAGCGAUCACCACCUGGACGUGGCGCGGCAGCCCAACGGGAUGUGCCGGACAGGGUAUGAGCGACAUCACAGUCUUCCAAACACGGAGUUUGAGGAGGAGGAUGAAGGCCUGUAUCAGAUCCCGCCGCAGCCCCGACGUGCUGCUCCCAUCACUCCCCCGCCUCCAGAGAAACGCAAGAACGCGCAGAUCGCUGCUCCUAUUAAGAAUGCUGUUGAAAUUAUCCCUGGGUCAGCUUCUAGCGCCUCCUCUAUAAGCACAACAUCCCUGGAUACCUUGUAUACCGCUUCUUCUGCGUCAGAAACCGUUCUCCCGACCGCCACGUCCAGUCCUGCCAACACACCUCCGCCUGUCCCCAGCCGGAGCGUUCACACCACCAUAACGCGCAAUUUGGAUGCGAGCUUGGUGGCUCACUCCCGCUAUGGGACCUCCCCAAAAGAGGAGGCCAGCAAAUCUCCCCAGACCAAGCGGGCUGCCCCCGCGCCGCCCGCCGAAGGAGAGGCCCGGCGGUCCAGUGCUGCGGAUGGGGAGAAGGAUCCUCAGAUCAAGAAAGCCGCCCCAGCUUCCCCUGCAAGCCUUGAUGCUUUCAGCGCGCUCUGCCUUGAUGACAAGAAGGCAGUCGCGGUAGAGCCCGCCGCCCCAGAGCCCGGUGGCCUGACGGCAUCUGUGCCAAAGACGAUCGGGGCCGAGCUGAUCGAGCUGGUGCGCAGGAACACCCACCUCAGCUACGAGCUGUCCCGCGUGGCCAUUGGUGUGGUGAUCGGCCACAUCCAGACCUCCGUUCCGGCAACCAGCAACGUCAUGGAGCAGAUCCUCAUCUCCGUGGUGGAGAGCAAGAAUCUGAGCUCUGGGCUGCCGUCGGGGCAGGUCUGCCAUGACGAGCAGCGGCUGGAGGUGAUCUUUGCAGAUCUGGCCAGGCACAAGGAUGAUGCUCAGCAGCGCAGCUGGGCACUCUAUGAGGAUGAAAAUGUCAUCUGCUGUUACCUGGAGGAGCUACUUCGCAUCCUGACAGAUGCAGACCCAGAAGUUUGCAAGAAAAUGUGCAAGAAGAAUGAGUUUGAAUCAGUUCUGUCCCUUGUCGCAUAUUAUCAGAUGGAACACAGGGUGCCAUUACGGCUGCUGCUGUUGAAAUGCUUUGGAGCAAUGUGCAACUUGGACGCUGCGAUUAUCUCAACGCUUGUAAACUCUGUGCUGCCGAUGGAGCUGGCCCGUGACAUGCAGACUCACACACAAGAUCAUCAAAAGAUGUGCUAUUCUGCACUGGUGCUGGCAAUGAUAUUCUCCAUGGGGGAGCCUCUGCCAUAUCAUCACUAUGAGCAUCUCAACUCACAGUUUGUGCAGUUCCUGCUGGAUGUGAUUGAGGACGGGCUGCCCUCAGACACCACCGACCAGCUGCCCGACUUAUUUGUCAAUGUCCUUCUGGCCUUCAACCUCCACAUUCCAGUUCCAGAACACAGUGUGAUCAUGACGACAAUAAGCAAGCACUCGAAUGUCAAGACUUUCACAGAAAAGCUGCUGCUGCUGCUGAAUAGGGGAGAUGAUCCAGUUUGUAUCUUCAAGCAUCAGCCUCAGCCCCCACACUCAGUGCUGAAGUUUCUUCAGGACAUCUUUGCCAGCAAGGACACUGCCAGCAUCUUCUACCACACGGACAUGAUGGUCCUGAUAGACAUCUUGGUGCGGCAGAUCGCAGAUCUCUCCCCUGGAGACAAGCUGAGAAUGGAGUAUCUGUCUCUGAUGCACGCCAUCAUCCGCUCGACGCCGUAUCUGCAGCACCAGCACCGCCUCUCUGACCUGCAGGGCAUCUUGCAGCGCAUCCUAGGAGAGGAGGAAGAGGGACAGCAGUGCCAGAUGGACAAACUGAUCAUCUUGGAAAUUUAUAAAGAGUUUCCAGAAAUCUCUCCGGGUACCAGCUAACCGCUCCUUGGCUUGGACUGGAGCUUGAACCACUUGGAUCAAAGACGUCUCCUGUUGACACUUUCUCCCCAUUCCCUUCCAGUACAGCUCAUACCUUAUAUUCCUCCCUGUGAGGCCUAAGGUUCGGACAGAGUGUUCAUGGCCCUUUAGAAAUGCCAGCGGCAGGAGGGGCAUGGGGUGCCCCCGGGGCCUGGUGCUCUGGGGACGUCAGUGCUUGGCGGAGCGGAGUUGGGCGCUAGCUUGAGGCUUGCAUACAAGGCUUGAGACAGGAGGGUAUUUAACCAGCUGGUCUUGACAGAAGGGCAGAGAGCUUGUGAGGGACUUGGCAGUUGGGAUGGCUGUGUGCAUUUAGCUACGCUGGUGUCCUUAGGUCCCAGAGCGAAAGGCCUUUGCCUUAGGGGAAUCACCUCUUUUCCAUGUGCAUCUCUCCCUGCAGUGACCAAGUGGAGUCUGCUGGUGCUUGGAAGAAGCUUUCGUAACAUCUGUUUUGUUUUCUGCUGCUAGUGCCAAUGUGCUGCAGCCCUGCCAAGGGAGGUAGCUCGCUCGCGCACUGUCUAACGCCUUGCCUGGUGAGCCUUCCGCUCCCUCCUGGCUCUCAGCUUCAAUUCUAGGUUUCAGUCUACCUAUGGUCUUAGAGGUCUUAUCUCAGCAGCUGCUUUUUUUUUUUUUUUUUUUUUUUUUCAAUCUGCUUUCUAUAGUGAUGUUUAAAUCUGAAUUUCUCGCACACUCUGGCAGCCUAGAACUAACAUUUGCCUGAGUGAUGCAGCUCUCGUAGGAAGCCUUUGGCCCAAACGCAAUGCAAAGACAUGUCCUGCCACGUGAAAGCUGCAGCUUGCCGCCUCUCUAGCAGCAUUGCCCCGGGGCCCGGAGCAGAGGGGUUUUCUGUGGGCAGGGGCUCUGUGAAGCGUGUGGAUUUCUUGCCUUGAGCUUCGUAGUGGCUCUGCCUCGCUAUCCUUCCUCUCCACGUGGCAGUGCUCAGAGGCCGCCUGAGCCUGGUGUCCAGUAGCUCUGUUGUGACUAUGCACGAGUGUGGGGAACCAUUAUUUAUAUUUCUUCUAGGUUUCUAGCAAACAGGAUUAACCUGUUCCCUUGUUACAGAUAGAGUCACAAACUAACGUGGAUCAAUUAGAUAUUCCUGUGCGCAGUCUGGUCACUCCCUUUCCCCAGCUGUUCCUUUACAGUGUGCUGUGUAGGAGCCCUUGGAAAGUGGAACUGGUAAUACUGGAAAUAGUGGGCAUGGUAUUCUUAGCUUGGGGAAAUGACACCUGAGUUCUGCCCUGCAGGCCUGGGCUCUGGGCACUGGGGCAGGGAUGCUCAGGGAUGGAGGGGGUUGGCCUGGCAGCCGGGGGUGAGGAUGCCUCCAGGUCAGCCCACGAACACCCAAAGCUUAAUAACCACCCUCGUAGAGAAACCUAUUUUUUCCCUGUAAAAAAUGUACGAAUGUCAAAAGGGAUCCUGUAUUUUCUUAAACACUAAGUGUAACAUGCAGAGGAAUAAAAACGUCUUAAACUGGG